AAAUCGUUUGACAAGAGCGUGAACUGCUGCACAUCUGAUACCAUGGAAAUACUGGCCCUCGACCACAAAAAUUGCCGCAGCGAUGAACAUCAAAAUCGGACAGCCAGGACCCAGGAACCAUCGAGGGUGAACAAGCAGGUCUCUGACAAGAUCUCCACCCGUCGUCCAGCAUGUCACAAUGCUUGGAAGCAACCCUGCGGUUUUGACUGCACAUACGACCCACAAGUGGAACUCUGCUGCAUCAACCAGACGUCCCACAGCGGAAGGGCUUACGGCCUUAAUUAUACCUGCUGUGAAGGCCACCUCACUCAUACCCCAGGCGUGUUCCAGGGGCGAUGCUGUGGCUUCGUGGGGUAUGAUCCCAGAAUCCAAAACUGCUGUGGCGGCACGGUGACCAGAAAAGAUGACCCGAAUCAAAACCAAUGUUGUGGGGAGAAGUCAUACAGUGUGAUGGACCAAAAAGAGCUGUGCUGUGAUGGAGUCCUUCACCCGCUGGGAAGCAAUAUGAUGGAAGUGAUGUGCAUCGGGAGCAGGAUUCACCACCGGGCAUUGGACACUCAAUGCAAUUCCAUUCUGCACCCACAGCCAGGCCUGCACUGCUGUGGACACCAGACCUACUACCCUGCUAGGGACCUGUGCUGCGCUGGACACAGAUGGCCAGAGAAGUGGGGAAUGGAUUGCUGUGGAGUCCAGUACUACGACCACAAUGACCCCAAAAAGAAGUGCUGCUCUGGCCACCUCCACAGCAGCGCUCCUGGCUCUCGCUGCUGUGGGGCCCUCCUAAUCACUGACGAGACCCUGCAGGAGUGCUGCGCCUCGACCCACGAGCAGCUGAUGUACCGCCGGAGGGACGGCUUCUCCUGCUGUGGACACCUGUACUACAACACUUCCCAGCACUCUUGCUGCGCGGGGCGCCUCCACACAGCCCCUGGCAUCCGGCCACAGGAGAAUCCUGGGCACUGUGAGCUUAUAACCUUUGACAACCUGAACACCUGUGACCUUAAAAAUGUACUCACAGGGUCGGUGGAGAGCAUGGCAGUAGAAAAUGGCUCCCGUGAAGUUGUGGUAAAGAGCGUCCUAUGGAUCCAUGAAGGGAAUAUGGAGGCCAAGACGGGUACCCACUUGCUCCGCUUGGACCAUUGCAGCUGCCCGCCGUUAACCAAGGACAGAUUCUACCUGUUCAUCGGAAACGGGACCGACAGAAUGAUCAUCUCUGACCUGGUCACCCCAGUCUUUCAGGUGCAUGACCUGCUGUCCAGGUGUCCUGCCAAAGCUGACUUUGGCCGGCUCACAUGGAGGGUGGAGGCGGAGGGGAAUAUGGAGGCCGAGACGGGUACCCACUUGCUCCGCUUGGACCACUGCAGCUGCCCGCCGUUAACCAAGGACAGAUUCUACCUGUUUAUCGGAAACGGGACCGGCAGUGGGCAAUCCAGCCAGGGGGAUGAAGUGUGCCACUUUGCUGAAUAG
This is a messenger RNA of Conger conger (European conger), 1467 nucleotides long. RefSeq lists its product as uncharacterized. The coding region runs from base 43 to 1467 and encodes 474 amino acids. Lineage: Eukaryota; Metazoa; Chordata; Actinopteri; Anguilliformes; Congridae. The record is from RefSeq and is a predicted model, not a curated record. The transcript has 11 exons.